GGGCCCAACUAACCCUAACCCUAGACUUUUCUUUCUUCUUCACUACCACGUCUGGUUUUUGUCUCUCGCUCACUGUCUCAUUCUCCCCUUCUCAGGCGCUCUCCUCACCGGUUAGCCGUCGCUUUUCAGCCUCCGAAACCCUCUUUUUUGGUCUUCCCACGGCCACGGACACUGCAACUCCUCUCCGAGCUCUCGUUCAGUGACAGCCAUUGAGCUCUGAGGUCGGCACACUGGUUCACUUUCCUCAGCUACGAUGGCAUUUAGGAUGCUGAUGCUGAGGAGUGCUGGAGGGAAAAUUUCUAGCUUGUUAGGACUCAGGUGGAGUCAUGGUGCUGCUAUUCCUGGCCCAUUGGAUGGGCUCAUAGAUCGUAAUGUGAUAUCUCCUCAGAUGGUUUUGCCAGAGGCAUCUCUGGAGGAUUCUUACAAUAAUAAAAAUAUUGGAUUUGGUUUCCCGAUUUUCUCAUUUGGUGGAUCAAUGGAGCUUAUGGCUGUCCCCAAGAGGAAGACUUCUCCACACAAGAGAGGCAUAAGAAAUGGUCCUAAGGCUUUGAAGCCCACUCCAGUUAUAGUAAGAUGCAGGGGUUGUGGUCGAGUCAAAUUGCCGCACUUCUAUUGUUGCAGCGGGGACAGAGGCAAUGCAGGUGACCAAAAUGUCUCUACAAGAUGAAAGGAUUUUGUACUACACAAGCAAAACUUCAAGGGAGCUGUAGAACAGGAAGUGCUUUAAAUAGAAUGUAUGCACUGCUGAAGCUCUGAUGGAUUGAAAAACAAAAUCUAGUUUGAAUAGAAAUUUUGCAGUUUUGUUGUAGAAGUGCUUGGUGAAUUGAGAACAUGUGCUCCCCUUACUGUUCAAUGUUGCACCAAGACCUAGGGAAUGCAGCUGCUUUGAGAAUAAUGUCGUGUGAGAUUUAAACUCAAAUGAAUACACAAUCAUUGAGAUUCACAGCUUUUCGUUUUUGUUUAUGGACAUAUGUGAGGCUGUUACUAGGCAUUUGUUAUUAUAGUCAUUUCCACUUGUGGAUAUCA
This is a messenger RNA of Cannabis sativa, 1026 nucleotides long. RefSeq lists its product as uncharacterized. The record is from RefSeq and is a predicted model, not a curated record. Gene Ontology annotation, cellular component: mitochondrial large ribosomal subunit. Lineage: Eukaryota; Viridiplantae; Streptophyta; Magnoliopsida; Rosales; Cannabaceae. The transcript is spliced from 4 exons. Gene Ontology annotation, biological process: translation. Gene Ontology annotation, molecular function: structural constituent of ribosome. Bases 254 to 667 code for a protein of 137 amino acids.